AUGGUGGUUAAAGAGUGUUGUACCGCCAUGCUCAUCAAUGACAUGGACAUCUCUCGUCUCAUGGUUUAUGCACAACAAAUCGAAGAGGAGAAACUUAAAGAAAGGUCAAGGGUAACAAAGAGGGCUAAAACCAGUUAUGGUUCCUAUAAUGCCCCUUCUAAAUUCAACAAAGAGAGGGUGUAUAACCCUAAACCUCAAGGAGGGAAUAAUGGUGGAUCUUUAUUGCCUAGGUCUACUUGUGUUAAGUGUAGCAAGAAGCAUGAGGAUAAGUGUCUAGCCGGCACGAAUGGUUUCUUUAGUUGUGGUAAGAGUGGUCAUAAGAUGAGGGAUUGUCCAAUGCUUAUGGCUAAGGGAAGAGAGGGAAAGCAAGCUCCUUCUAGUGGUUUGGGUUCCAAUGCUCCCAAGCAAAACCGAUUAUAUGCACUCCAGACUCGUGGUGACCAAGAGGGUUCUCCAGAUAUAGUUACCGUCUCGAGAGUAGCCUUAGACAUACUAGCAAUGCCAGAUCCACUGGGAGCUGCUGUGGAUGGCUUAGCUGGCACUGUUUGA
This is a messenger RNA of Solanum stenotomum, 549 nucleotides long. RefSeq lists its product as uncharacterized. Gene Ontology annotation, molecular function: nucleic acid binding; zinc ion binding. The transcript has 3 exons. Bases 1 to 549 code for a protein of 182 amino acids. Lineage: Eukaryota; Viridiplantae; Streptophyta; Magnoliopsida; Solanales; Solanaceae. The record is from RefSeq and is a predicted model, not a curated record.